Pelobates cultripes (western spadefoot toad) is the source of this 16436-nucleotide messenger RNA. NCBI's taxonomy places the organism in Eukaryota, Metazoa, Chordata, Amphibia, Anura, Pelobatidae. The record is from the annotation of a GenBank genome assembly.
ACCUUCCUCUCCUGCAUGACACUAGAACAGUGUGUGCUGACACCACCACACCCCUUCAUUAAAUAAAGCUAUUAGACUGUGUGUCAUCAGUGUCACGGUGGAUCCUUUUGCUCUCCUGCACUCCAGUGACAUACAGCAACACACGUAUGUAUUCCAGAUCUAUACUUACCCUUCCAGUAUCAGCGUGUGAAACUUUGUUACCACGUUUCUAUAUGUGAAACAAGCAUAGUGUUCAGACAGAUUAUGUGAGAACUUGAGAACAAUGAACUGCAGUGAACUGCAUCCUAGUUAAAUUUAGGCAAAAAUACCUGAUUUGUAAAACGUCAGCUAGAGCUUUGGUGCUUCGGGUUACACUGCAGUAUAAUUUUGUAUUUGACGUUGACUGUGUUUAGUGAUUCAGGGGUUUAUUCACUAAAUGGUGAUCUACGGAGCAUUGGUAAGGCAAACAAACUGAAACAGAACUGGAAAUUCUCUUGCUUACCUAUUUCCCCACCUCAGCUUUUUAUCUCAAAAUAGGGGAUUCCCAAUUUCAGAAAAACUGAGCAUUUACGACAGGAAAGACCAUUAAAAAUGUCAGCCCGGAAUUACAAAUUGCUAACAGAGUUUUGUAGUUUAGUCGUUUCUAACAUUAGCGGCAGCAAUUGUUGCUCUUAGAAGUUUGUAGAAAAAAACUUACAGACAACAUUGAUAACAAUUCAAUCGCUCAGUCUGUCCUAAAUUUUGAUAUUAUAGCUAAGGGACUCUAUUGUCAUUGUCAUUAAAGUAUUAGCAUUCCUUUAACACAAUUCAGGACAUAGUACAGAGCCUCUAUGUUACUCUCGAGUCUUAACUACUGGUAAACAGCUGGUUAGACAAUAUCUCCUGGUGUAGACAAUUGCCAUGGCACUGUCAGUCUAACACUUUAUGCACAUUAUAGAUUGGUAAUGGGGGAUGAUCAGUCAUCUGCUACUGCUAAGUUGAUAUUGUGUCAUAGGUUGUGUAUAGCGUUAAUGGUCCUAAAUGCGCAAAAAAACAAAAGUUGCAUUAUGUGUAAUAUUUCCUUAAUUCGUGUAUAUAAAUGAUAAUGCAUAGUUGAUUAUUGGCUUGUAAACAAAAGGACUUAUUCGCUAAAUUACAAAUUGUGGAGAACUGGCAAAAAAAAAAAAAUCACAAAUAUUAGGUUAAAAAAAUGAGAUAAAACAUAGAAGCUUUUGCAAUAUGGCUUGAUAAGCCUACAAUUUUCAGAUCCUUUGUCAAUAUUUCACAAUUCUGGAUUUAUUGGACAUCGUUUUAGUUACAUUUCAGUCACAUUUUAAUGUUGUCAGCAUUCACAUAAAUUAUAUAUAAUUUUAGUGGCAUUUAUUCUAUGUACAUAUUGCUCAUUUUCAGGUCCUCUACCAGAGGCCUGGGAGUCUGAAGCUUCUGUGCAGUUUAUUAGCUGUUCCUAGAACUGCAAUCUUCUGGUUAGAAAUCUCAGAUGUCCCACCUGGACCUGCUGAGGCCACUGUUCCAACUUGGGGGCUACAGCCCGAGUACUCCUAUCACAACUGGGUCUACUUCUGCCUUCACAUUCCUUCUAGCUCCUCUUUCUCCAGCUUGUCCACCUUCUCAUGUUCCUUCUUCAGUUUUCCAUUUCUUGUCUACCACCACAAUGACGGGUUGGUUAGCCAGAACCUUCUUGUCAGUCUGAAUCUAGAAGUUCCACAAAUUCUUAGCUCUGUCAUUCUCAACUACCUAAUGUGGCUCCUCCCAUUUGGAUUUAGCAUACUCUUGGCCAGGUAAUUAUACCAGCCAGGCAUCUGAUGGCUGGUAGGGUGUAUGUGUUGAUGGCAUGGAUCUUGUUCUUGCUAUUGAGCUGCAUACUCAGGAUCUGUCUGACUCUCUGGAAGUACUUGAAUAUUGCUGUCCUCCUUUCCUCUUCCUCAUAGUUGCCAUGUGUUUGUGGGAUCCCCAUGUACUCAUAUGUUCUCUGUGCCUCUUGUUUUGCUUUCUGGCAAUACAACUCCUUCAUUUUCCAACUUUUUGCUUUCAUCCACGCAUCCAUAAUGUCAUAUCUAGUUCAUAUGACAUUCCUAUGUCAUUGCUGUAAAUCCUAGUUAGGUGGAUCAGUGAAUCGUUGUCCUGCUCAGUCUUGGCAUAUAGCUUGAUGUCAGCCACGUAGAGGAGGUGGGUGAUGGAAGCUUUACUAUGAACCUGCAUCCGUAUCCACUCUUCAUGACAAUAUGGGUUGAGGCCUAUACAGAACAGCAUCAGGGAUAGCACAUCACCUUGUUAUAUCCAACAUUUGAUAUUUACUUGCAUAAUUACCUCCACUUGCCUAAUGAGUUCUUGAGGAAGGCUCUAGUUUCUAGUUGACCAAGCAUUGCAGUAUCCACGUGUGUGGCAUUGUGUUGUAGGCUUUCUUGUAGUCAAUCCAGCCUGGUCAAAUAUUGGCCUAUCUAGUCUUGGAAUCUUGUUUUGUGUACAUAUAGCACAGCCCUCACCCUUGCUAAACAAUCCUACUUUUCUUCUCUUGUUAGUUCAUGGUCAUGCAAUCCCAGGCGUCUCUUUAAUACCUUCAAUUCUCUCGUUCACCCACCUCAAGCCACUCCUCAAACUGACCUUUUAGCAGAUAGCCUUGCAUGCUACUUUACUGACAAGAUUGAACAGUUAAGGAAAUAAUUCUCUCCCCUUUGCUCCUCCCUCUCGCAACCACACAUGGACUUACCUCCACUACUCUACAAGCCUUCUCCCCAGCUACAGAACAGGAGGUGGCUUUGCUUCUCCUCUCAUCCCAAAACCUGUCCGAUUGAUCAAGUACUUUCCCACCUUAUGAGAUCUCUCUCCCCUUGUCUUGUACCAUCAUUAACACACAUCCUAAACUGCUCUCUUUCAUCUGGUGUUGUCCCUGUUCCCAGGGCCGGAUUAACAUAGGGGCUGAUGGAGCUGCAGAGAGAGAUAGAGAGAUAAUCCCUAUCUUACUAGAAGAAAACAAUUAUUGGUACCCUCUUAAAAAAAAGUUAUCUUGGCCCAUUGGUUUUUAUAGGAAUGAGGGAAAUUACAAAACUUUGACCCCCAAAUUAUAUAAUUAUUGUGUAUAUGAAGUGUAAUAAUGACAGGGUGCAGGAUAGCGACUUGACCUAAACAUUUAUUCAAAUUCAAUUCUAACUACAUAAACUCAACAUACCUGGGUUUAUGGAGUCAAACCUCUGGUAAACCUCUUGUAAUCCCUAUGCAGGGUUAUCUCCAUGAAGUAUUCCAAUAGUAAGAUAAUAACUUUGCAAUGCAACCAGAUAUAGAUUGCUGUACAAUGGAUAAGGGGUGGCAUCUAUAAGACAAUGAGUAAUAUGUUCAAAAGUGUUUUUUGUUCCCUUCCCAAGUUUAAAACAUGGCCAUAUAGAUUAUCAUGUGCCUGUAACAUGUAUUAUGCAUUAAAUACUUCCAACAACGCUACAUGUAUUUACAUGGCACUGUGUACUUUUUUUUUUAUUUUUUUAAGAGCUCACAAAUGUUACAAGAUGUAAAGUGUCAUUGAGAUUUUCCAUAAGAUAAUGGGUGGAUAAAUAAUUAUCCAUUGGUGACUAAUCAAUUGAUUUUUUUUGUUUCACAGUGAUAGAAAAUGACAUCAAAUGAAGACUACCAGUCAUUGGUCAGAGGCCUUUCUGAGCUUGACUUCUCAGAAGAUAUAAACUCCUGCAAACUUCUACUAACUGGUGACUGUGCAUUCCCUGUGGUGAUUACUCAAGGAAAAGAUGUGCUCAUUGCAGCUUCCCGAUAUGGAAAGGGUCGAGUGGUGGUUGUUGCCCAUGAGUCCUAUUUAACAAACUAUCAACUCAUGGGCUUCCUGCAGAAUGCAAUAACCUGGCUGAAUCCCUCCCCAGGGGCAGUAAUUGGGUUGAAAAAAGGUUUGGACCCUCUGGCCAAGAUCCUUGCUGCAUCUGGAUUCAAAGUUCAGUCAACAUGUGGCUUGGAGCAAGGUCUGGGGGUUUUGUGUAUUGAUGGCUAUGAAGAUAAACAGGCCAAAGAAAUCGUAACUUUUCUACGGGAGGGUGGUGGUCUAUUGAUUGGAGCUCAGGCCUGGAAUUGGGCUACUAGACACCAAAAUGAAGAUGUUUUGCAUAAUUUUCCUGGAAACAAGAUAAUAUCAGCGUCUGGAAUUUACUUUACUGACAAAGCUGCAGAAAAAGGAAAAUGUUACAUCCGCAAAAAUAUACCCUGGAUUCCAAUUUACACGGAGUGAGUAGUUUUAUUUAUUUAUAAAAUAUUUUACCAGGAUGGAUACAUUGAGAUUUCUCUAAUUUUGAGGAAUAUGUUACGCAUGUCUAUUUUGAAACUUAGCACACCUAUAUUUUGUAAUUUACAGCUUAAAGGAACGCUAUAACUAUCGAAUACAAACAUGUAUUUCGAAAACAUCACAGUGUCCUCUGACCUAUUGAGGGUUUAAAAUAAUGUGACCAUUACCUGCUUUUCAGCCCUUCAUUAAGAUGAAGCAUCCAGGGUGCCCAUAGUGUCUUUUUAAGCAGUAAUAUAUGAUAGCAACACCAAACUAUUUUAAAAGGGAGGAAACAUUUAGAAUUAUAUGGCUUUGAAAUAUGGAAAUAUUUAUGUUACUGUUACCCAACUCAAUGGUACUAAUUUUAUCAACCAGAGAAAGACGAAAAAAUUAGUCAACAUUAUCUGGUAGUAAACUGGCACCCCUGAGGUUUGAGCAAGUUCUGCAACAGGUAAAUUAAACAACUGAGUUAUUUAACUAGUUAAAUAUAAACAAUGAGAAUCUACAGGGGGGCUGCUACUACAAUUGUAUUUACAAAAAAACAAUUUCUAAAAAAAAAAAUAUAUAUAUUAUUUUCAUGUAGCAAAGCAAAAGUUUUUUUUUUUUGUUGCUAAAACUAUUAAUUUCCGUUCUACCAGUUUUUUUUAGCCAGGAGUCAGUUAUCCUUCAUGUGUAUCAUAAUUAUCAAAAACUCAGUAGCAAAUCAUACUGGAAAAAGGUUUCAUAUAGAGCUGCCUGUUAGACUAUUUAAUUUAUGAGUUAAAGUCACCAGUUUGGUAUAGUCCCCAAAACAACUUUAGCUUAAUGAAGCAGUUUUGGUGUAUAGAUCAUACCCCUGACGUAUCACUUCUCAAUGCCCUGCAAUUUAGGAGGUAACUCACUUUGUUUAUACAGCCCUUGGCACACCUCCAAACUUGGAGCAUUGAACAUGCAUUCACUGCAUCAAAAUCCUGCUCUCAUAGUAAUACCUGCACUGUGCUGGAUAAUUAACUCAAAAUAUGUUGCAUUAAAGUGCCAUCGUCACAAAUGAUGUAAUUGGAGGUAUUUUCUCUCAAUAUUACAAGGGACUUGGGGCUAACAAUGAAUGGGUUCCAAGAUCAGACCCAGGGUUUUUCAGGAGCCCACUGCUAAGUCCAGCCUGAACCAGUCUCCCCUUCCCCCACCUUUAUGAUCUGUCUAUUUAAAUAAAGGGCAGAUCAUGUAAUAUCAUACCACCCAACUCUGGCGUCCUGAGAAGCGGGAUGCUGGUGGGAGGGAGGUAAAGGGUGCAGACCAGUGACACAAUUAUGAGCUAGAGCUAAUGGCAGGUCAGUACCAGGAAGCAAAGGUGGGACAGGACCUGGAAAUCGAGAUGGUUGGGAGGCAUGUAAUAUACUUUAUAUAUGUGAAAGACUAACUAUUGCAUUUUAGGUAGAGAAUGAACAGAGUAGAAUGACUUAUAAUCUGUCAUAAAUCACUUUCUAUGUCCUGUCUCACACAGUGUGAACUUCUCACAGGAUUUAAAUCAUCUUCUCCGAGAUGUCUCCCAUUUGGACAUCAGUGGGCAAGCUGUACCCUCAGAGCUACUGCUUCAUGGAGCAUUGACAUUUCCGAUUGGUUUAACUGAUAGCAAUCAAUGCUUUAUGGCUGCUGCAAAUUAUGGGAAAGGGCGUAUUGUUGUGGGAACUCAUGAAGGCUACCUAGCUAAGCCAGAACUCAAAACAUUCAUCCUUAAUGCCAUAUCAUGGCUGGAUAUGGGCAAAAAGGGAAUGAUUGGAGUUAAAAAAAACCUGGAUAAGUUUGCAAAACUCCUACAAAAAGAAAAUAUUACUUAUAAGGUAGCAGAUCUGAUCCCAGGUCUGAGUGUAUAUUGUUGCAAUUCCUACAGUGACCAUGAGGCACAAAAAAUCCACGAGUUUGUGGCAGAGGGAGGAGGACUCUUGAUUGCUGGUCAUGCUUGGUAUUGGUCUUAUGGAAAGUCACACCAAAAUGUGCUUUCUGAUUACCCAGGAAACAAAAUCCUGAACAGGUUUGGCAUUAGCAUACUGGAGAAGACUGUAACCCAAGGCAUCUACAAUGCAAUAGAUUCUCAGGCACCUGGAAGCUUCUAUCACUUCCCAAGGGCAUUCUGCCAGCUGCAGAGAGACCUACAGAACAAGGUGGAGAUACAACCUCCUGUGAAUGGUUGGUUGCAGAAGCUCAGGCAAGAUACGUCCAGUUUCAUGAAGCUGCCACCUUCCCCACUCGUUUCUUCGUUACAGCAAAAGUUUGCAUGCCUUGUGCAAGGAUGUGCACUCCCCAAUGUUAGCAAACAGUGCCCUGUAAAAGGCAAUUCUAAAGAGGCUUUAAUGCUUUGUUUGGCCCAAGAUGUCGGCUGCAUGGGCCUAGCAGAAAGCCAGAAAUGGGAAAAUUUUCCUUUUCAGUACAACCCCCCAAUCACUGUAACAAUUGAUGGAACAAAUACAGGUAAUGUAUGCACCAAUGUGUGUCCAUAUUUUUGUCUAUUGUCUGUACACUUACUCAGACAAGAAGCUAUAGACUUGUUUCCAUUAAUGACGGUAAAUACCGUGUUUCCCCGAAAAUAAACCCUACCCCGAAAAUAAGCCCUAGUCGGAUUUUCGGGGUGGGCUGCAAUAUAAGCCCUACCCCGAAAAUAAGACCUAGGCAUUGUACCUUUGCGGCGAGACUUCCUUCUUCUGCUGUAGGAGGAGCGUCGCGCAACGUGAUGACGACAUUUUGCAGCGCCGUCAGUCUGCCUUCACGGAUCUUCAGCGGAAGGAUCCAUUUCCGGGCGGUGAGGCUCCCAGUGGAAUCCUUGAAAUGUGAGUAUAUUUUAUGUCUGGGAUUAAUUGAAUUAAUUAAAGGGGGUGGGGGGGGUGAAUUAAAGGGGGGGUGAAUUAAUUAAAGGGUGGGCUGGUUAAUUAGAGGGGGGUGAAUUAAUUAAAGGGGUGGUGAAUUAAUUAAAGGGUGGGCUGGUUAAUUAGAGGGGGUGAAUUAAUUAAAGGGGUGGUGAAUUAAUUAAAGGGGUGGUGAAUUAAUUAGAGGGGGUGAAUUAAUUAAAGGGUGGGCUGGAUUAAUUAGAGGGGGGUGAAUUACUUAAAGGGGGUGAAUUAAUUAAAGGGUGGGCUGGUUAAUUAGAGGGGGUGAAUUAAUUAAAGGGGUGGUGAAUUAAUUAAAGGGUGGCUGGAUUAAUUUAAUUAAAGGGGUGGUGAAUUAAUUAAAGGGUGGGCUGGAUUAAUUAGAGGGGGGUGAAUUAAUUAAAGGGGGUGAAUUAAUUAAAGGGUGGGCUGGAUUAAUUAGAGGGGGUGAAUUAAUUAAAGGGUGGGCUGGAUUAAUUAGAGGGGGUGAAUUAAUUAAAGGGGGGUGGAUUAAUUAAAGGGGGGGUGGAUUAAUUAAAGGGGGGUGGAUUUAUUAAAGGGGGUGGAGAAAAGUUGUUUAAAUAUUGUUCAAUGUACAUACCGGUACCGUAAAUAAAUAAGCCCUACCCUGAAAAUAAGCCCUAGUGUGUUUUUUGUGACUAAAAUUAAUAUAAGACCCGGUCUUAUUUUCGGAGAAACACGGUAGUAGUCACAAGCUGCUAUUUGCUAGUAUUUAGGAACAGCUGCUACUUACAGAUAGAUUUAAAACCUUGUCAUUACUUUUAUUGGCUGGCUGGCACGAACGUUCAAUCACAAAUUUAGGACCUGUUUUAGAUUAGCCACUUGCACAGAAAUGCAAGUGGCAUGUAAGUUGUCAUAAAAAAUAACCACACUUUUCUGGUUAAAAAAAUAAAAGGAACUAAACCUGACCACAGGUAGUGCAAUCUAUGAUUUGCCUUAGCAGGAGAUAGGGAGAGUGUAUAAAAUGUAAUAAAUGUUGGGUUUGUGCUAUACCAGAUACAUGUCUAUGUAACUAAUGCGGAUCAUUUCUGUUUUUGGAAUUGCUCCGUUAAAAAAAAUAUGAAACAUGCACUUUUCUAAAAGAGAGAAUAUUUUAAUUGAUUUAUAUCUUUAAUUUUUAUACUCUUAAUUUUUUAUACCAAGACAUCUGCAGCUUUUGCAAACUGGUUUUAGAUAUAAUCCCAUUAAAAAUAUACAUAAUUACAUGCAUGCAUGUUUUCAUUUGGGGUAUAUCUACUAAAUUAUAAUAAUCCUGAGACCAGUUGUUCAAAUGAAUACACAGAACAGUGGUUCCCAUUCCAUUUCUCAGUAUCCAAACUGUAGAUAUGACUCUAGAACUGGGUUAAAGGGAAACUAUAGUACCAGGAAAACAAAGUUACCAUUUGAGUUGUCUACUGGCCUAGAAAUAGGCAACCCUUGAUGCCCAGAAUGAUAAGACUUUUUAUUGAAAUGUCACCUACGUGUAAUUUAUACCUUCCAUUCCAGGUGGAGCUGCAUGGAGGAGCACUGGACUUUAUAUAAAUCCUGGAAAAACAGCAGCACUCCACUUUCCAGCAUGUGCCGUGGGGAAAGGACUUGAGGUAAUUAUAUAAAAUAUAUAUUGGAACAUUUCUAUUCAUAUUUAAAAAUAGAUUUUAGUGCACCUUCAUGAUAGGCUGUACUGUACCUGGGUGUUCCUGAUAAAAAAACAAAACUUUUUUUUAAUGUGGGAAAAUAAAUUUGUAGCUCACACUGCACCCAGACUGACUAUAGUGUCCCUUUAAACCUCGCUUGGGCUUGUUGUUGGUUCAAUUCAAGAUCCAUAUCGUAGGUGGGAUGGUAGAAGGCAAGGAGAAUUUAUAACAUUCCUUGGGCCCUGUGGGCUCUUAAGCCAUGUCUGACAGGACUGCAUAGUUGGGUGUAUGCAAAGACUGGUAUGUGGACCCUUGAUCUAUUAACUAGCCUAUUUUUCAUGUUACAGGUGCAGGUUGGUUGUCACACGGAUAACCUCGGCUCUGCAGACAAAUUGUGUCGUGCUCCGGUGGUUGUGAAACGAACCUGUGUGCCCGAUGAGAGGAUUCUGAUAUCUUGUGUUUGGGGUGGACUUCUAUACAUCAUUGUGCCAGCAAAGUGCCAGUUGGGAAUGAUAUCAGUUACUGUAUACGGGGCAGAUUUAGCACCAACCUAUGUAAAAGGUUUGUAAAGGAAGCUGUACUUUUAUUGCUAUGGAAAGUGCAAUUCCUUUUGUGCAAACUCGUGGAUAUUUCUUAAUGCUGAUCAUCCUCAUGCUUCAUAAUACUUUAAAUUUAACUGACAAUGGCUUAAAUAAUUAUCUUAACACACGUCAGUCUGUGAUCCUUAUAAUUGCUAUUUAUGUCUCGUAAGUUCCACGUUGUUGGUGUAGUCUUUAUAGUUUACGUGUUUUUCCAUGUGUAUAUUACUGCUAAAUGCAUUUAAAGUAAUGUAAUCUCCUAAUUUGUAAUUGGGUUGUACUAUCUUUCUUUUAAUCUUUUGAUUUUAUGCGUGGAAAAACAAAUUCACCACAGAGGAUGAAUAAAGAGCCAUAUAUCUCUUUUAGGUAAAUCAGCUUUGUUCCACGUGGCAUCUUAAUUCUGUAGAGAAUUAAUUGGUCCUUUGUCAUGGAUUGAACUAUAUACCUAUUUUAUUCAUCUUUGAUAAUAUGGUUCGGGUAUGUUGCCUUUGGUAAGGAAUCUGCCUUUAAUUCUAGUCUCUUCUGAUUAAUUUACAUUUUGGACACAUUACUAGAGGUUUCCUUCAUUAUAUUUAAACUGCCUUCUCCUGGAUUGUUGAUGGUUUUAUUAUUCUAAACAUUAUUUAUCUUUUCCCCUAGGCCACACCGGUGUCCAAGCCUGGGUGCAAUAUAUCCGUAACCUGCCAGCUCCAUGGGCUGAGUUAGUUACAGAGAACAUCAUACUGACAUUGCCUUCAAGCUCAAUACGUUCACUAGAUGACCCAGAAGCCCUUCUUCAUCAAUGGGACCAAUUUAUGGAAGCGAUAGCUGGGCUUGCAUCGACUCCUAAAAAAUUCAAUCGGCCCGAAAGGAUAGUAGCAGAUGUGCAGAUAUCAGCUGGUAGGUAAAGCGAAUUGAACUUAAUCGAGUCUUUGUCAUCUUGAGAUAACCUUGCAUUAACAUUAUAUUUUGUUAGUAUAUUUAUCCUGUUAUUUCUUACAAUUUUAAGAAUGUUGAUUUUGUGAUUACUCUUUUCAAUGAAAUAUCUAUAUAGAAUGGAAAGGAGGAUGAUAGAUAUGAUGUUUGUCUAAUUGAGCUUGUGAAAGUAGUAUGGGGAGAAACUGUAGAGUGGCAAGACAAAGAGUAGAUGGACUAUGGAAUCACAUAUGAAGUGUGGAGAAAUGGGACGGUUAAUUACCCAAAAAAGUCACCCAAGAAAAUGGUAAGCUUUCCUAAAGAGUUGGGUUUUCAGUAACUACUUAAAGGACUGGUAGCCUGGAGAAAGUGAUAGGGUCAUGCAGGACAUUCUGCAGGAAGGGCGUGGACCUUGAGAAAUCCUAUAGAUGAAAAUUGGCAAAAUGGGAAUAAACAAAGGACAAAAGGUAAAUUACAGAGCAAUGGGAACGAGAAAGGUAUAUUUGUUAAUUAAAGUGGAAAUGUAAUAAGGAGUGAUAUUGUUGGGAGCUUUGUAAGAUAGUCAGUAGUUUGAAUUGGAUCCUGAACGGUAUGGGAAAACAAUGUAAGGACUAGGAAAGCAUACAUAUUGAUGAGUCAGGGAAAUAAACCUGGUGGCGACAUUCAUUUCAGUUUGAAAUGGAGCAAUGUCAGUAAUUGAAAGGAAGAUGAAACGUGAGUUUCAAUAGUCAAGGCAGGAAAUAAUAAGUUUGUGCAGGGAGAUAGAUUGAGGUAGAAUAUUUUGGAGAGGAAACUGAGAAAUUCAGUUUUAAUCAGACUGAGUUUGAGAAAAUGGGAAGACAACCAUUUAGAAUGAGAAAAGUGUCAGUUAAUGAAAAAGGGCAGCAGAAUGACUAUGGUAGGACAUGUAAAUCUGUUGUCAGCAGAUAGAUGGUACUGAAAUCCAAAGGAGCUAGUAAGGUUACCAAUAAAGAAGUGUAAAUAAAGCACAAAAGCAGCCCAAAAACCGAGCCUUGGGGGACUUUAACUGAUACCGGAAGUUGGGAGGUAUAAUAUACCAUUUUUGUGUGUAGCUUAUGUCACUCAUGUGUUCAUGUUUAUUAACAAUGUACUUGUUAAUUGGUGACAAAUAAUGUUUUGUAUUGGAUGUACAAAAAUCUUCUAGGACAUAUUGGCCUACCUUAUAUUAAAUACCGGUAAAGACCCGGUAGGGUCGAAACGUUGCUGUUUUUGCCCUAAUAAAGCUUCUAUUUUUGUUAUUUUUGUUAUGCCUGAACCGUUAUUUAUUCUGCAUACCUUAAAUUAAAGGCUUCAACAAUCCUUUACUAGUCACAUUAAGAGACAAAAGUAAAUGCAAAUACUGCACAUAGAGUCUAAUGUAGAGCUAUUGAUAGUGAACUAAUAACACCCAAAACAUGGGCACAUCAAUAAAGGUUACAUACACAAUGUUUAAUAUUUAUUUUAUGGCUAAAUAAAAACAGCAAAAUAUUAGAGCAGCUACUGCAGACUCUGCAACAAACUACCAGUGCCCCAGUCGAGCAAACCUUGUUGAUAACCCACAAACAGCAGUCUGCCCGUUUAGUUUCAAGUAAACUUUUUGAAGAGCUAAUGAUACAAUGCAGGCCUCCUAUCAGUCUCACUUUAGUUCUCUCGUAUCCCAGGAUGCAGGAAUUGUCCCACGGCAGCUCAGCACAUGUAAAUCAUUAGACAAGUAGUGCUCCCUGUAUGGAUCUGAAGACUGGGGGCCUGGCAAGGCUGGCUUCACUGAAGAGGCCCAUCCCUUUUAUGGUUAUCACUAGUGAUACAGACUUUGACAUUGUCAAUGUCAUCUCAGGGUUCCAACCACCCCAUUCCAAUUCCACAUGCCUGUAUGUUGGGAGGUAUGAAAAUGUCAUAAUGGCUUGUCACUAAAUAGGUUCCUUAAAUAUUAGAGGAACUUUGUGUACAUUUUUUUAAUUCGUGCUUGGCUUAACUUAUGAAUUCAAAUAUUCCCAAAUUAAACUUGACUGUCAGUACUUUUUCAUAGUUAUCUAUAUCUAGCAUGGUGUAAAAAAUAAAACAUUUUGUAACUUUCCAAAUACUUUUAGUCAGAAUUCCAGAUGCACAGGGUUAGAGUGAAUUUAAAAAAAAUAUAUAUUUGUCUGUUUGCACCACAUGGAAAGGUAUUUUUUGGAGGUUAAAGCACUUUUUUUCUUACAGGAUGGAUGCAUUCAGGUUACCCAAUCAUGUGUCAUUUGGAAUCAGCCAAAGAACUUACAAAUAUUCAGCAUAUGAAGAACUCUGGCCUUUGGGGGCCUAUACAUGAGCUCGGACAUAAUCAACAGAGAGGGUGUUGGGAGUUCCCACCACAUACCACAGAGGCCACAUGUAACCUGUGGUCUGUGUAUGUUCAUGAAACAGUCCUGGGAAUUCCACGAGAUAAAGCGCAUACUGCUCUCAAGCCACAAUCCAGGGAAGACCGAAUAAAAACAUAUUUGAAAAAUGGAGCCAACCUGGGGCAGUGGAGUGUGUGGACUGCACUGGAAACAUAUUUGCAGGUAACAUAGUUUGUUUACAUUAUGUGAUUGAAGCAAAGGUACUGCUGCUCUUACAGGUCAAUUAAGAAUGUUAUAAACAAAUAAUAGUAGACAUUACAAGCCAAUCACAAUGCAAGCAUGGGAAACAUAUUAUCUUUCUAAAAGUAGGUUAUAAUCAAUCAGUAAUUGAUAUUUGCGUAGCAUUUACAAGAAUAAUAAAUCAAUGUUUAAAUGCUAUUUGUAAUACUUUUUGAAUGAGUCAGCUCCCAGUAGAGUGAGAGACUUUAUUUUGUGCAGCAGUAAAACAACCGGUAUACCUUCCAAUUAUAGAGGUAAUGUGAAUUAACAAUCUUUGGUGACGUAAAUGAAUAAGAAUUUUGGCAGCCACUGGGUUUGUAAGCUCUGCACAUUUCCUUUUUUGUGUAGGAAAAACAUGAUUGUAGCACAGGGCUGAUACAAGGUAUUGUGCUGAUUGGGGCCAAUGACAAAAUUGUGCCUCCACCCCACCCGACAUAAAAUUACAGAUAAACACACGCACACAACACUGGGCAGGUACACGGUACAAGAACAUAAACUGAAACUUUGCUCUAAACCCAUUUCACUUUUUCUGGUGCUCGCUCACUGUUGAUAUAUCCUUUUCAUUGCCCAAGGGUGGUUGGCCUUUUCGUAAAGUGUAACUGUCAUUGUUUAGGUUCUUUGAAUUUUUGACAUGUCUGCCUUCAUGGUGGCACACUGGGGAGAGGCAAAUGUACCUUUCUCUCCUUAACUCUGUCAUAUUUUUCUUGGCCCUAGUCAUCAGUUACUGGCAGUUUCAGGUGUUAUGAGUCACAUCAGUGUUGUACUCACACACAUUCAAGAGAGGACAAAAUUGGAAUACUUAGGUCCUGUGAGAUGAAUACAGAUCUGGUGGUAUAUAUUGUGUUUUUAAAGGGUUACACCAAACACCAUGAACACUUGCUUUGAAGUGGUCAUGGUGCUUGAAGAAAUAGCAGUUUGAUACUGAAGAUCCACCUCAAGCAGCAUCUUCAGCCAGCCUGGAAUGAGAGUUCUGGGCUGGCUAAUGUUAAAUCUGUGGAUAUUUGGCAUCUGUCUUUAGCAUGUCUAUCAUGCUAGCAACAGACAGCCAAUAGCGGUACACCUCAGUCUCAGCCUGUCCUCUGGGAUAUUCCUCCACCUGCAAAGAGGAUUAAAGUCACUGGAAGAGGAUUUGGCUGUAGAGAGAACUUGGGCCUGGUGCUUAAUCACAGGUAAAUAUAUAUAUAUAAUUUUUUUUGGGGGGGCGGCUGUAAAGCAUGUUAGCAAAGCAUGAUCUUGAUGUUGCAGGUCCAGUAUUGCAAGUCUGAUAUUUACGUGGAUAAUUUAAAAAUAUAUAUAUAUCUGCUAUAAAUAACGUAUGUUUUUAUUUUUCAGCUACAAGAAGGCUUCGGCUGGGAUCCCUUUAAACGUUUAUUUGCUGAGUACCAGACUAUGUCUGGUCUCAGUAAUGAUAAAACGGAGAAGAUGAACCUUUGGGCAGUGAAGUUCUCUCAGGCUGUAAAUAUAAACUUGGUUCGGUUCUUCAAGGCCUGGGGAUGGCCCAUUAAUGAUAAAACCUGCAGCAUAUUAUCUUCUUUGCCUGAGUGGGAGAAUAAUCCCAUGAAAUCUUGAACUGUAUUAAUAAUAAGGAAAACAACAAAUAUGCACCUACAGAACGGCACAGUUAAUGCUAUUCUUGUUCAUUCCUGUUAAGGUUACAGCUUUUUGAAAAAUGAUACAGAUAUGGAAUUUUACUGAAUUCCAUAAGCAACAAGAAUUCCCCUGAAUACACUCUGUAAAAAAAAAAAAAAAGAUGCUGUGGGUGAAAGCAUGCUAGAAAUAAGGUUUUAGGCCAGUGGAUUUUUAUUUAAACUUACCCCAGUACGGUGAUGGUUGAUUUUAGCAUAACAGAAGGCUAUGAGAUAUAUUUCCAUGCAAAUCGUGAUGCCCUGCUUAGCCUUUGGGGGUGUCUUUUUAAAAUGUAUUAAAAGUAUUAUGUUGAAAGAGACAAGUAAAUCGUAAAUGCAUCUUUUCACAGCAGGCCUUAUUGGUAAUUUGCAACGUUAUAUAAAAAAUUUCUUAAUGAGUCGUUAUUAGAUAUUGUAUGUAACUGCCUACUUAGUAGUACAUUAGAUACCAUAUUACUAGAGAUAUGCAUCAAAAUAAUAAUCAAUUAUUACUUGUGCUAUAUACAUAAGGUUCUAUUUUCAUUAAAAUUAAUAUAAUUAAAAAUGUCUGACAUCACAGCUGCCUUAUGAUUAACUAAAGAAAAUAAAAAUGGAGACAUGACUCGCAAUAUGUAUGCAUAAUGCCAAGAAUAGAUUGGUUUUGUGCACAAUAUAAAAGAGAUAAGAGCCUAUAAUUUUUUAUGAGAUAUAGAUAUUUUAAGGUUAAAGGGUUUCUCCAACUCUUUUAGGUGCACACAUUUUUUGAUUUUGCAUGCCCUAAUGGCCAUUGCUAAUUAGCCCCCUCCCCCUCCUGUCAUAAUGCCUCCAGCGCAUGGUCCAGUCAUCAGAGAAGUAUUUGAUUGGACUAUUUCACCAACUCAGAGUGCAAAUGCUCACUCUGGGCUGGUGCAGGAAGUAUGGCUGGGAAUUUUUUUUUAAUUUAAUCUUGCAAUUUAAAAGGAACAAUCAUAGCACCAUACCAACUAUAUCAGAAUUAAAUUGUUAUGAAUGAGGUUCCCUGGCACCGGCUUAUCUUUAGGUGUGAAACAGUUAACAAGCAGUUUAACCCUAAAGUCUACAGUCCAGCUCUGCCCUUGAACUUCCAUUACAGACUGAGACUUCAAUCAAGAAGCCUUGGACAGGAGUACCAAUGACACAAAAGUGAGUGAGAAAAAUAUUUACCUUUCUCAUAGUUUUCUGAAUGGGGAGCUAUUGCUUUGGUCACAAGGAACAAUAUAUUCCAUGAUUAUGCUUUACUCACAUCAAGAGGUGUCAGAGCUAUACAUUCAAAGACUGUAGGUUGAGAUUUCCAUGAUUUCUUAAUUCGAAGAACAGGACUGUCCAAAUAUUAAUGAAUUCUAUACUCUGGGGCACACCUGAAGAUUUAAUGUGUCAGAAAACAAAAAAAACAAAAAAACACUUGAAAUGUGUUCCAAACAGGGUUAAACCAGGGAUGGCUAAAAGGCAAAUCUUCAAGUCUUACAGAACUAAAUCUUCUACAAUAAGUUUGCCAGUCGUAUGUCAUAAUUUGACAACAACAGAUAAUCUACCAUUUAUCCAUUCUUGGUUUUAGACAUAUGUCACAUAUAAUGUAUUGGUUCCCAUGUCCCCUGCCAAAUAACUGACUGGGAGUGUUACAAAUAAAAUAAAAAUCAUCCUAAUUGAAGUAUAAAAAUUACUGCUGGAAUACUUUACAGACCAGUCAUAAAAACUGUGCCAAUAUGUUUUUAUACAUGAAGAAAUGAAGUCAGUAACCCAAACAUAUUACAUGCAUUUAAUGGAUUCCCUGAUGAAAUAAACGUAUAAUUUGGAGCAAACUAACAUUUUGAUCACUUGUGGAUCUCUAAAUAAUUGGUUUUAAUCCCAUUCCUCAUGUCGCACCAAUAGUCCAGGGUUUAGACAUUUCCCAGUUCUGUUCCAUUGUGGAUACUGACAAAACCUGCAUUCUUUAUGAACUUUGUUGGGAACUACUACUCUAGAACACAAUGCUGUAGUCUGAAAGAUUUUUGACUUGACAUUCAUCUAGGUAUAGCAUUUAAAAUACAUACCACAAAUGUCUUCAAA